Molecule: messenger RNA, 360 nt
Organism: Necator americanus (New World hookworm)
Lineage: Eukaryota; Metazoa; Nematoda; Chromadorea; Rhabditida; Ancylostomatidae
Exons: 1
Coding region: 1-360 (119 amino acids)
Source: RefSeq, a predicted model, not a curated record
AUGGGCACAAUCAUGCGUAACCAUGGCCAUUGGAUGCCUGGUAUAAUGCAGCGCUAUCGCUCCACAACGGCUACGACGACCUGCGCUGUAGACACUCCCUCAGGCACCACUCACGCCAUCUUAAACAGGCGUUCUCCUGAUGGGACCCCAAGACGCUCUGAGAUCUGUCGACGACUCGACGCUUACUAUGGGUUGUGUUACAACCGUCUCUACCUCAGGGAAGAUUCCUUCGAGGAGCUAUCUUCUCGAUACCAGUUCCUUUGGCCUUUCCGUCAAGUCAUUUUUAACCUCACAGUCGAAGCUCGGCUCUGCGCCACGAUUUGUGGCGCUACGUUAGACGAACUGCUAGACUCGCUAUGA